AUGUUUGCACAAUCAUCGACUAUAGCACAGACAAAUCAUUCUUAUUAUCAAAUUUUGACUUCGAAUUAUACAAAAAUAUCGUUUUCGUCUGCAACCAUUCUUUUAACUACCGAAGUGCCUCUGCUAUUUUCAAUUGUCUCUUUAACUAUUCGAUCAUCUCGAAUAGCAGAACAAGCAAAUUUUUAUUCAGUGGACAUACUAUUCAAUAGCACAUGUUCAUCAAAACGUGAGUCAAAUAUAACAUUGAUUUUUCAAUCAUCACCUUCAACAUCAACAUUCGAUGAAACCAGACGAUGUUUGUCUACUUCUAAACAUCAUGGAUUAAUCACAUGUGAAAAUUUCAUCUACGGCGUUCGUUACACAGUCGAUGGAUAUUUUUUAUGUAGCAUAAGAAAUAUUACGCUGUCAACAAGAAAAGAGUUUUAUGAAAUAAUAAAACCAAAAUAUUUAAAUUCAACAAAUAGUCCAACAUCGAUCGACACACUAUUCUUCUUGCCUGGCUUAUUCUAUCGAUUGGUUGUUGAAAUAACAAGUAUUAAUCAAACCUGCUUAGUAGAAUAUUCAUCAAUUUAUUCACCUUUCUACAAUUGCUUAUUUACAAAUCUAAGUCCUGCACAAUGGUUUAUUUUAAGUUAUUAUGUAUCAACUGACAGUGAUCAGAAAUUAUCAGGUGAUGUGACCAUUGUUCAUACCGAAUUGGAAGAUUUGAAUUUCUCAUGUAAACCUAACGAAAAUUACCAGCGAAUUGAUUUUUCUUGGAAAAAUUUAACUACUACUGGUUAUACUAAUUUAACAAUAUCUUUAUUAACUGAUGAGAAAAAACAAAUAGCGAUUAUUUCAUGUGAUCCAUAUAUUGCAAAAGAUGUUUGUUCAACAAAGCCAUAUAGUUUAGAAUCAGGUACACAAUACUACAUAAUAGCUAAGCUUGAAAAAAUUCUACCAAACUAUAAUGCUAAUAAAACUGGUGCAUGCUCCAUCAAAACAAAAAAUGAUGGUAAUAAAGCAUUAUUUAUUAAUUUAACUGAGGCGAGUAUUUAUCAAUUGGAGUUUAAUAUUUCAAAAAUUCAUUGGUCAUCAUUGAUUCAGAUGACUGAUUAUUAUAUUCAAACAGGCAAAUAUUUUCAUAUCGUAAUUGAAAAUAUUCUUCGACAUUCUGAAAAUAGUUUAGUUGUAAAUGUGAAUCGACAUGAUUUAUCACUAGUGAAGUUAACUUAUUGUAUUCAAUCUAUAAUUGAUGGCAGUUUAGAAUUUUGUUCAACAUCAAAUAGAUUUAAUCAACUUACGCCAGGAUCAAUUUAUAAUAUAUCUAUUAGUAUUCAGCGCCAUUCGAUUCAAAAUAUUUUCUUUUGGAAAACACAAACAAUAUUUAAACUUGUGAAUACAAAUCCAUCUUCAUUACGGAUUCGUACUUGGAAAGAAAACGAUUAUUGUGCUGCAGAAUUAAACAAUACUUUUCCAAUAUCAUAUUCAACUCGAUGUAUUUCAAAUGAAAGAGUAUUUAAUUGUAAGCAACUUCAGUGUGGGUGUCGGUAUCAAUUUCACAUUUUAUUCAAUCAAACAAACAUUCAUGCUCUAUGUUCAACAUCUCAAUGUGAUAUUCAAGUUGAUAAUUCGAGUUCUACUCGUGUUCAAUUUCAAACUCCCUUACAAUCAAUUGAAAAUCUUCGAAUAAUUUCUCUUUCACCAAUAUUCAGACACAUUCAAGUUGAUUUUAAUAGACCAUCUGGAUGUUUUGAUCAUUUUAAUUUAAUAUGUGAAAUCAUUUCAUUAAAACAACGUCGACUAUUUGUUAACUCAAGUAUUUGCACUGAUUUAAUACCGGACGAAUUUUAUAGAGUUUAUGUUGAAACAAAGCAAAUCGGAUGGGAAACUGUUAUAUCAAAUGUUAUUGAAAUUCAACUUAUUUUGAAUUCGACUGUCAAUCAUGAAGCAAGAAAGAAAACUAUUAGGAAAAUUUUGACUCAUCAAGAUCAUCAAGAAGUAACAAAAAUCAGUAAAACAAAUGCAUCAAUGACAUUGAAUAAUAUUGUUAAUCAAGUGAAUAUAUAUCCCAAUGUGAAAUCAAUCCAUUCAACAGAUUCAAAAAAAAAUGUUUUAAAAUCAAGACCAAUUAAAAUAAAAGAUCUUUCAUCCGAGUAUGAAAAAUUGAUUAAAAAUAAUUAUUAUAAUGUAUCUAAUGAAUUCGAUAAACUUCAAAUCAGCCUUGAAGAAGUUCCACAAUUUGCACGAUGCAAUCAAUUAUUUAAAAACCGAUAUAAAAACAUAAGACCUUAUGAACAUUCACGUGUUAAGUUAAUACCUGGUGAUGAAUGUGAUCCAGGGUAUAUCAAUGCUAAUUUUAUUACUGGAUUACAUAAUCCUCGCGAAUAUAUUGCAUGUCAAGGUCCACUUAAGUCAACAAUUAAUGACCAUUGGAAUAUGAUUUGGGAACAAAAUGUUACGAUUAUUGUUAUGCUUACAGAACUCAUAGAAUGCGGAAUGAGUAAGUGUGAGCGAUAUUGGCCAGUGGAUUUGCAUCAUAUUGAAAUCUUUGGUAAUAUUUCCGCACGUGUCAUUGCAUGUGUUAGUGUGACCGCUUAUGACUUACGUUAUAUUCGAUUUAAAAGGAACGAUGAAAUUCGUUCCGCAAAACAUUAUAUAUUUAAAAUGUGGGAUGAUCAUACUAUACCAACAAAUAGUGAUGUACUUAUUAAAUUUAUUCGUUUAAUUCGUUCGGAAUAUCAACCAGAAUAUCAUGGACCACUAUUGGUGCAUUGUAGUGCUGGCGUUGGUCGUAGUGGAACAUUCAUUGCACUUGAUCGAUUAUUGCAAGAAUUUGAUGAACAGCCACUCGAUGGUUAUUUAGAUAUUUUUGGAACUAUCUCUAGUUUAAGACAAUGUAGAGAUAAAAUGGUUCAAAAUGAGCAUCAAUAUUUAUUUAUCUAUCGAUGUUUAAAAGAAGAAUACGAAAAAACCUUAGGUAAUUCAUUUAUUUAA
This is a messenger RNA of Rotaria socialis, 2976 nucleotides long. The record is from the annotation of a GenBank genome assembly. Lineage: Eukaryota; Metazoa; Rotifera; Eurotatoria; Philodinida; Philodinidae.